This is a messenger RNA of Blumeria graminis f. sp. triticale, 2028 nucleotides long. The record is from the annotation of a GenBank genome assembly. NCBI's taxonomy places the organism in Eukaryota, Fungi, Ascomycota, Leotiomycetes, Helotiales, Erysiphaceae.
AUGAAAAUGAAUCCGAAAGUUCUACAGCUCCCCCCCAUGGUUUCAUUCCCAGACAAAGAUUGGUGUCAUAGUAUAUCUGAUGAAGAGUGGGAAGUUUACUUUAAUUCUUGGAUCUUCCUCGCAGAAGCCCAUCUAUCAAACUCAGAUUUUCUAAAGAUUUCAACAAGGGAUAGUUCUGUCAAGAAUUUUAUCGUCUCGUACGUUACUCAGACUGCACUAUUAGAUGAAUUAUUUUUUUCGAAAUUUUCGGAAAAGUUGGAAUUAUUACGAAAAAUAUGUUUUUGCAUUUGCUACAAGUUAUUAGAGCUCAAAAUUCCGCCACCAGAAUUAACGUGCUGGGAUUUCCUUGCAGAUGCGAGUAAAGUUUUUGGUCGCAUAAAUGGAAAAAAACUUGUGAAGCUUGUCAACGAAGAGAAUCAUUCUUGCUAUGAAACCACAUUGACACAAUUAAAAGCUCUCCUUAUAAAGGAAUUAAAUACUGGAAUCAAAGGCAACUUAGUAAAGCUUGAAUCAAAUCUCAAAAGGUCAAAUUACCUUCAUUCCGUAUCCCCAGAAGCAGCCCAAUUCUUAAUGGCAGGGAGUGACUAUGCAGAUGCCCUCAUUAGCUGUUAUAAGAUCAUGAACCCCCCUUUACGCCGGAUAAUCCUCUCAAAUAUGUACAUUUGUCUUAUCGGUUUAACGAGAGGGGAGACCCCCAUGAUUUCAGCUCUACUCGACCAGCUGUACCUGCUGAAAGAGGCCGCCGAAGCCCAUUCGACAGGACCUCUUAAUGCCAAUGAUUCACUUGUAUCCGAACUAGUUACUGCAACGCCAAUUUUGCGAAGUAUUAAACAACGAAUUAAAGAAACAGGUUCUGGACUAAAAAGAGCAGAAUCAAUCUUGUCCUCCUUGGAAAAGUUUCGAAAAUCUAGUCGCAAUGCUAACUCACAAAGUUUUACAAAAAGUAAAAAAACCAGAAAACCACAAAAUAUCAUGCCGGAUAACCAGUCAAUUGUAAAUGACCAGGUAGACUUUGACCAGAUAGUUUUGAUAUCUCAAAUACAGGAUCUUUUCCCAGAUCUUGAAUCUGAUUUUGUUGUUAAACUUCUCGUUGAGUAUGAUAAUAACGUCGAAGUUAUUACAUCUCAUCUACUAGAGAAUUCUAUCGCAGCUCAUCCAGGACAAUUAAACGCAAGUGAGACGCGAAUUGAUAGACAAGAGCUAGCCUCGUAUCAAAAUGCAACUAUGAAUCAAUCUUCUUAUCAGAGAAGUACACGACGCAAUAUCUAUGAUGGCGAUGACCUCGAUCAGUUAGCAGUUGAUCCUUCUCGACUUCAUUAUGGUCGCCGUAAUGACCCCAGAACUGCUGAAAUGCUGCUCAAUGAUCGAGCUUUAGCUCCCAGUAAAGCAACUAUAUUUAAUACACUGGCAGCAUUCAAUUUAGAUGAUGAUGAGAGAGAUGAUACCUACGAUAUCUCCGAUGUCGGAGGGCUGGUUGAAUCAGCCAAUCUAGGAGACAAUUUGGAAGGGAGCUUCACCAGGGCAUCAUCGUCUAAAAUUUCUCCUAGCUCUACUGAUGAAAUCCUGUUUCGAGCAUAUAAGGCGAAUGCGCAGCUCUUUCAACGUGAUGCAGCCACAAGGCGAGGAGAACCAAGGAAAAAAUUGAAGCAGCAGGUUGCGCUGACGGACCAAGUGAUUGAAGGGUGGGCAAUUAUGCUGCCACGUAAUCCACAGCUAUUACUACAAUUGGAAGCUGGGUAUGAUAAACCUUCAGAUAUCGAAAGAAUCGUGAAAGAACCCGCCUGGAAAGUAAAAGAGGACUCUCAAUCAUUGGAGCAUCGUCCUCAGAACGAAAAUGGAUUUAAUCUAAAUUCUAAUGAGGCUCAGGAGCGUGGAAGUAGAAAUAGAAGUGACGUUUCUGGUGCACCCGGCGAAAAGAGAACUGAAAGAGCUAGGAGAGGGAAAGAAGUUGACAAAGGCUCGAGGGCGAACCAUAAUCGAAGAGAUCAACGGGCAAGAAAAAUGGCACGAGGAGGGUUUCCUAGCUGA